This is a messenger RNA of Dibothriocephalus latus, 795 nucleotides long. The record is from the annotation of a GenBank genome assembly. NCBI's taxonomy places the organism in Eukaryota, Metazoa, Platyhelminthes, Cestoda, Diphyllobothriidea, Diphyllobothriidae.
AUGAAACGUGCCACUCUGGAGCUUGGUGGUAACGCGCCCUUUAUUGUCUUCGAGUCGGCCGACCUCACAAAAGCGGUUGAUCAAGUGAUCGCCUCAAAGUUCCGCUGCUCUGGUCAGACCUGCAUUUGCGCCAAUCGCAUCAUCGUCCAAGAGCCUAUAUAUGAUCAGUUUGUGCUGCUCCUUACGGAAGCUGUUUCGAAACUGCAGCUUGGUGUCCAUCAAGGCCCCCUCAUCAAUAAGGCCGCGCUCAAUAAGGUCUCUUGUUUAUUUUUUUCUAUUUUAUUGACUGUGACCUCACCGCUCGCUUCAGCCAAAACAAUAUCCUGCAUUGCCGCUGAUGUCGGUGUUUUGGUUUCCAAACUUGUGGAGUCCUCUAUCAGUGAGGGUGCCGUGCCUACAAUCGGUGGAAAGUCUCUGAGUGAUGGCCGCAAAGGCUUUUUCUAUCCGCCAUCCGUCCUUCGUAACUGCACUCCUAAGAUGGCCUGUGGAAGAGAAGAGAUCUUUGGACCUGUCGCUCCCGUUAUCAGCUUUCGUACAGAAGAGGAGGCUCUCGAAAUUGCGAAUUCGACACCCUAUGGACUAGCCGCCUACAUGUUUAGCAGAGAUCCUGCACAGUGUUGGCGCGUUUCCGAAGGUCUACAAGCCGGCCUCGUAGGCGUCAACAGUGGUAUGGUCAGCACUCCAGAGGCUCCCUUUGGUGGGGUGAAACAGUCGGGUAUCGGGCGUGAGGGAGGACCACACGCCCUCACGGAAUUCAUGGAUGUGAAAUAUACCUGCUGGGGCGACAUCAACUGA